AUGUUCUCGAUGGCGAAAACAACCAACUCCAAACCCGCCAACAUGACCAAGGAGCCAUGGCUAGCUGGGCUUGAUGAAGACUGGCCAUCACAGCUAUCGUCGCCGUGCUCGUUACCUCACUCGCCAACCCUGCCUGACAGCAGCGGCCAUAAACAUUCCACAGCGCGCAAAUGCAUUAGUUGCGAAAUCCGAAGCCGCAUACCUAAACCGGAGCCCCCAUCACCUAGAGUCAGAGGAAUUAUUACACCUAGAGGCGCGAAACAAGCCCAAGUGAGACGCGGUGGCAGCACGACGCCUACGAGUGCACGAGCAUCGCCCUCGCCGCGUGCGAGUCCCUCCCCACGAGCGUCACGAACGUCAACAAACACUCCCGCAAAAAUAUCGCCUAAAACAAGUGCCAAGCAGCCAACACCUGCGCGCAAAAAGCCAUCAUCUACACCUCUUAAAAAUGUGAUGUCGGCCCGAUCGAGCUCCGUGGUUUCAGACCGUACGAGCGAACUAGGAACAAUUCAAGUGCGAGCUGGUAAAGAGGAUACAAAGGGGACACCGGAAUGGAAACGGCGAAUUGUGCGAGGGGAAAUAUCUGCUGAUGAACAAUGUGACUUAUUUGGUCCUAUGGGGCUGGAGAAUAUCUUCAGGCAACCAGCGACCGCUGCAGGCUCUGAAGUUCUGUCAUCGUUCGCAAUUUUCAGUCAUACCGAGAGUGGUUCUCAAUCGCAGGUUGCUAGCUCAACAGCAGACAAAGGCGCCCGACGUAGGGUGUCGUUUAAAAACAAUCCUGAGAAAGAAUACUUUGACGAGGAAUCAGUCCAUCUCAAAGUCCGCACGACUUCUUCUAGACGCGGUAAAUACGGACUGGACGGCGUGUCAGACGCAGAUAGUCGGUUGCGUUCGGCCAGCGGAGAGGAGGAACUUCGCAACGAGGAUUUGACACCUAUAUUCCUAUCUUCUAACGGUACCGUCGAUCGUCGGACCGGAUCUGGUGUUCUACAGUCUGCGCUGAAACAGCUUGGUGGCAUGUCAGACGAUUCGAAGCAGCGUCAAGCCGAUGCUCUCAAUGAAGAUAAAGAAAAUGGCGAGGCAGCUACUUUCCAACCCAACGAACUUCUCGGUGUCAGUAGUCCCUUUUUUCCAGAGGAUCUUUCCACAGGCACACAAGAGGCAUUGCGGACUCAGAUGUUCGUGACUAUGGAGCGAGGAGGGUACUCGGACAGUUCUUUCCACAUGGGGCAGCUAAGCUCGUCGUCCUUUCCGUCAAAUCUGCAGUCUUCCGUCCUCACCAACUCGAAGAUUCGUAGUUCUCCACCGACCGUACAUCAUCACAACAGAAAUGCAGUUCCUACAAUUAGUUUUUCCCCAGAGGGAGAACCGGAUUCUGAAAGGCCGCAAACUGCCAACAUGAGUAGCCCGUUGAAAUUGUUCGCAAACCAUGAUACUUUUACGAACAACAAACUCCUGCGGCGCAUGAGUCAAUUCGAAGAGACCUAUCAAGACGUAUCGGACGACGAAGAACCAGCAUCACCUUCCUUGAUUGCGAGAAGGACACGCACCUCAAAGCGCAAUCUGCCAGUUCUCAGACGUGGACAUACUCAUCCCCAGAGGAGUGAUAACCGUCCUUCUACUCAAGAUGCAGCGAACCCUCGCAUGAACAGUUUUGGACAGGGACGCUUCAAUUUUGAACCUGUCAACCGAGAAGCCAGUCUUUCAUUUCAAAAAUCAUAUGUUCGCGAACGUCAGCUCCGGCAAAGGUCAUCUUCUCAGAAUACUGUGAACGAAGCUCUAAGGAAAACUCGAAGUCUGGAAAAUCUGCCUGAAAAUGGAACAUCAACCAGAGCUUUACAGAGCAGACUUUCGCGCCACCCUAAUGAUCGCCAAUCCAGUCAGGGCAUAUACCAGUCGAAUCCGAACGUAAGGCGCAUAAGUAACAUGUCAAGCAGAACCACAGCUCCAAAAAGGCGUCGGACUCUACAACAGACCGAAGAACAGUCUUUGGAUGCCACCGAGUUGAUUGAAGCCGCACUCAACAUGAGUCUCGAAGACAAAAAGCUGUGGCAUCGAUCCCAGGUUCAUAUGAUAAAUUCGAGCUCGCCAAAUUCUGAGCAGGCUGGAGAUCCAUGGGCCACAGGCAUAUCGGGAGGCUCUUUCUAUAGAGCUGAUGAUUCUAUUGAAGGCGCAUCAAGUCAAGACGAUCACAAGCGUUCUCUUACUACACAGGAUUUCCUCGAUGAGGCUACAAAAGUAAUGAGUAUCAUCCGCUCAAAGAACAAAUACACGAGCGAGCUAGCAAGUGUGGAGGAAUCAGAAAUUACAGGGCAAGAUGAAGACGAAGACGAAUCAAGCCGAGAGAACCUUUCACGACCUCCCAGUCGUGAAGGUGUGGACAUGCGAAAGUUCAGGGAGCCCCGACCAAUGCACCCACGCGUCGUCAGUCAUCUCAAGAAGUUCGCCGAUAAAGAAGAUACGGAACAGUUCAUGGCAUCGGUCAUGUCGGACCUGUAUAAAGAAAAGCAGACGAACAUGGAUAACACGAAUAGUCCGCAGGAUGUGCGAAUCUUGCCUCAGCGGAAGCGCAAGUUUUCCGACGACGAUGCUCCAUCGCAUUCAAUACCUACGAUUUCAUCCAGUGGCUCAAAUACAAAGGGUGUGAUUGCCUCUAAUAUGGUUUCGCACUUGAUACCAGAACAGGUCAAUGGUAUGAAUUACGAUCGAAUUACAAAAUCUUGGGUCAAACAGAGAGUGGAUCGUGCCGGUGGGAAUGUACGAGGGGAAGACAGUGAGGACGAUCCAUUCGGCAGCAUACCGGAUCUAAGUUACGAUGAGCUCGAGGAAGUCAAGAGAGCCGAGCAGUUCACUUCUCCUCGCAAAGAGGAGCAGACCGCAGAUACCGAGCAAACAUUAAGGGCAAAUCACGACGGAAAAAGCGUCUCUCAUAGUACUGAACGACCAGUGACUCGAGAAGGUAAUCCUUUCAUUCCUGAUUCUAGCUCUGUACAAUCAAAGACCACGCGAUUUACCUCGAGUGGCCCACAACCCGAAACUCGAGCCACGUCAUGGGGAACCGAGGAUUUGACUGUCAACCUGGGCAGAUUUGUAAAUUCAGGUUCAAACAAAAUCGAGGGUGAAUCUACAGCAGUGCAGGAAAGCUCGCUCAAGCAGCUCAAGCAGCCCAAGCAGUCUAUAGGAUCCAAUUCAAAGAGAGCCGCUACUAUCAGCUUCUCCUCGCCUCUGGUAUCACACAUCUCCUACGUUGACGAUGGCGAGGAUGAAAAGACGUCAAAAGAACAACAUGAUGAGCGACAGGCUGACGACAGAGCUUCAACUGUCGCUCCAUCACGCCGUACAUCAUUAGAUGGCAAACCAUUCGUUGGCCGUCCGAUAUCUCGUAUUGAUGAGCGGACCGAGGAUAGCUAUGCGGAAAUGAGCUUAGUUCGUCGAAACUCGACAGGGUCUACGCCUACACCAGUAGAAAGAUCCAUGAUACUUCCGUCGUCUGCGCGACAUGAUAACUACAGCUUCCAUAUGAGCUCGCUUGCCGAAUUCACCGUUCAUCAGACGGACGAUCCCAUGCAUGCUAAUACCAGCUAUGUUGCUCCUCGUACUCAUCCCUCUUCUUUGCGUCAGAUACAUGGAACUUUUGCUUUGGCUACAGAAGACCUCAUCAGACACAUCACUGAUGUGGAGCCCACGGAGCCAUUCUGGGAGCAGUUACGUCGAUUAUCCCUGCGAGAUAAGGGUAUCGUGACUCUUCAUCAGUUGGAUGAAUUUUGCCCCUUGCUGGAAGAGUUGGACGUCUCCGAGAAUGAACUGGCCCAACUUGACGGUACUCCUUCAACUUUGCGUGAUUUGCGGGUGCAGCACAAUUGUCUUACGAGUUUGACCUCGUGGGGCCACCUCAUCAAUCUUCAAUACCUGGAUGUCUCUGGCAAUCAACUCGAAACUUUGGACGGCUUUUCGACGUUGUUCCAUCUCCGAGAGCUUCGUGCCAACAAUAACAGAAUACGCAAUAUCAAGGGGGUUUUUGGUCUGAAUGGGCUGUUGCGCUUAGAGCUGAAGAACAAUAACCUGACUACGGUUGAUUUUGAAGGCUCGGAAUUUGUCCGUUUAAGUGAACUUGACCUGAGCAACAACCGAAUCUCCACCGUUCAGCAUCUGGAAUACCUUCCAUCGAUAGAGACAUUGGAUAUAAGCGAGAAUCAGAUCCGAGAACUACAGCUGCCUGUGCCAAUACGAAGUCUGCGCAAUUUGAAAAUAUCGAGCAACCGUCUUUCUACUUUUGAUGUUUCAUAUUAUCCCAGGCUUCGGUUGUUAUACCUCGACAAUAAUUACUUGACGACAGUGUCUGGCCUAGCUGGGUGUGGCGGAAUGGAAGUCUUCUCGGUGCGAGAGCAAUUUUCUGGACAAUCUCCAGAGCUGGGAGCGUCUCUGGAUAUCGAUCUCAGUCCACUUAGUGACACUCGCAAGAUCUUUUUGUCAUCGAAUAGACUCUCUGAUCGAACUCUGUCGCCUUCAGCUCCCAUGUUGGCAUUGCAGCUUCUUGACAUUGCAUCCUGCGGUAUUCGUGUCCUUCCCGGACAUUUUGGCAAGAGUUUCCCCAACCUACGUGUUCUCAAUCUCAAUUUUAAUUCCGUUAGCGACCUUGGAAGUAUUGCCGAUAUGCGAGGCCUAAGUCGUUUGACAGCGGCAGGCAAUCGAAUCAGCAGAUUACGCAUGCUUUGUCAGGUCGUGGCAAGAAUUGGCCGAUCAAGUCAACAUGAUCAUAGUUCUUUGAAGACACUUGAUCUCCGAAGCAACCCUCUGACUGUUGGCUUCUACCCUCCCCCCGUUUCGGGUAGUGGCCGAGCUGAUACGCAUAUCAAAAUGCUGGAAGAUAAGCUUCACAAAACACAAAGGUGCCAGAAAAACAUUGAAACAGGUGCCGACUUGCUCCCGGCGGUAUUUGAUGAAACAGAACAAAACGCAGUGGUUGGAUUCAAAGGUCAGAUGGCCAUCAAGGAGGUCACGGAUGUGGAAAUCGACGAUCCAUAUACACUCCCCCCAGCAGACGCAGAGGCGGACCAUAAGUACCGAUCAACACUGGACGGAUCUACCAAGUCGAAACGUAUGACCUUAGAAGUCAUGUUGUACGCCGGAACUGGUGGUUCAAUCAGAGUGCUGGACGGAUUGGAGAUCAGACCUAUUUUGGAACAUGACAAGGCAGAAGUCGAUAGAUUGUGGAGUAAGUUGGAGCAAUUAGGUGUUUUUACCAAGAAGGCUCCCAGCAAUGCGUUAUGCCAGUAA
This is a messenger RNA of Talaromyces amestolkiae, 5277 nucleotides long. RefSeq lists its product as uncharacterized. The coding region runs from base 1 to 5277 and encodes 1758 amino acids. Lineage: Eukaryota; Fungi; Ascomycota; Eurotiomycetes; Eurotiales; Trichocomaceae. Gene Ontology annotation, molecular function: protein binding. The record is from RefSeq and is a predicted model, not a curated record. The transcript has 2 exons.